Drosophila hydei is the source of this 3846-nucleotide messenger RNA. RefSeq lists its product as uncharacterized. Bases 625 to 3306 code for a protein of 893 amino acids. Gene Ontology annotation, molecular function: potassium ion leak channel activity. The record is from RefSeq and is a predicted model, not a curated record. NCBI's taxonomy places the organism in Eukaryota, Metazoa, Arthropoda, Insecta, Diptera, Drosophilidae. Gene Ontology annotation, cellular component: membrane. The transcript is spliced from 8 exons. Gene Ontology annotation, biological process: potassium ion transmembrane transport; stabilization of membrane potential.
CGCUAUUUGUUGCUUCACUUCUCUCAGCAGUGACACACACAGCGCAUAACGGUACGUGCUUUCUACUACGACAACGACAGCGAAGACGACAACGACGACGCGUCCAACGGCCACCCGCUCUCUUAACAAUCAAAUUGUUGCCUCUGCACGCGACUUAAGCUUGUCGAGUAUUUAUUUAUUUGUGUUGCCCAAAAAGGAAGGAAAGGAAGAAGAGGAAAAUAAAAGUUAAUAAUCAAAUCGCGCUAAUCAAUUUUUGUGAUCAAUUUUUUUUCUCGUGAAAACAGCAAACAGCAUCUGAAACGAAUUGAAAUCUGAAUUGUGCCAAAUUUGUUGAUCAAACAGAAAUAACCGGCACAGUGCGUAUGCUUAAUCAGUUGGCAAGUGCUUAAAAAUGCAACAAACAUCAAACGAAAUACCAGACAAAAGCCCGUUAUACAAUUACACGCAUCCAGACAAUCGAGUGUGAAGAAACUGCAUAAACUUUUCCGCUUUUCCGCACAAGGAAACAGACAAACAGCUAAAAUCUCUAGCUGAAGCGCCCAACACUUGAAGACAGCGUACAAAUCGUAUUCUCGCUCUAGCUAACCGAACGCCAGGAGCAAACACCAGCACCACAAAUGCAAGAUGAAUUCGGACCAAACAAUACAGAUGCCAUCUGGGCCGCCGCCUGCGUCGCAGAGAGUUACAUGCGGCGAGUACAGCGGGGACAGAGAGAGCUAUGGGGCAGCCACGAGUCUGGGAUAUGGCGGCAUCCCGACUACGUCAACCAGCAGUUACGGUUCUUUUGGCGUACUAUCCAAUUUAUCCAGCGUCGGGGCAGGAACGCCCACAUUGCCGCUGCUGCUGUCCACGCCGCCUUCAACAAGCACUUUCAAGACGACGACGAUCCCGAUGCCGACAUCGACGCCUUCAACUUCCCCUUUGAUCCCCAUCCAGACGCCCACGCCUACCAAUUUCAUCCCAAUUACGAUCACCUCGAUGACGAACCCGACUACGACUUCAUCAACGCUGCAGCCGCAGCAGCAGCAGCAGCAGCCGACGAACCCGACGACGAUGAUGCCCAUGUCGCUGACAUCCAUGUCGCUGACAACGCCGACCCAGUUGACGACCCAGAUGCCGACCCAGUUGCCGACCCAGUUGCCGACCCAGCUGCCGACCCAGCUGCCGACGCAGCUGCUGCCGAUGCCGACGCUGGAGGACAUUGAAGUGGCAACGCAGCAGCAACAGCAGCAGCCGCCGCAGCCGGCAACGCAACAGCCGCAGCCAGCAGGCAUACUUAAAUACCCAACAGCUUCGACCAUUGGCUAUGUCACCGAAUUAUUGCCACCCCCAGCCCCCACCCUGGCGACCAGCGCCAGCAGCUCCAUUAACAGCAAUUGCGGCACAUUGAAGAGCAAUGCCAAGCUGCUGCCCCUGCAGCUGGUAGCCAAUACAGUGCCCACACGCAAAGAGCCACCAUCGACGACGUCCGCUGGGCAGUCGCAGCAGCGUCCCCGGCGCCAGGGCUGGUGCGCCUGCUUCGGCUCUGGGCCCAGUGCAUCCGAGGCCAAGGCACCGCCUGGCUAUGCCACCAAAACCAAGAAGCGCAAGCAAACAGCUCAAACGGUUUGGUCCGCUCUGCUCACCAAUUUAGGCAUCUGCAUGCUGCUACUGGCCUACACUUUGCUCGGCUCCUUUAUAUUCCUAACCAUCGAGAACGAGGACUCGGCACUGCUGCAUCAACAGCAUACGCUGGCAUCCACCAAGCGCAACAGCCACAACAGCAACACCAAUGGGAACAGCAACGGCAUCUAUCAACAGCAAAGGUCGCCGCAGACGCAGACGCAGACGCAGUCACAGCACCAGCCACAGCAUCAACAGCAGCAGGGACCACACACGGACAAUGACACGGUGGCCGCUGCAGUUGCCCAGGGCCAGGAUCUGGGCCAUGGCAUCGAGCGUGGCGCGUACGGUCAGGCAUCGAAUGACUUUGUUUAUGGAUUGGAUGACAACGAUAUGGAUGGGGGGCAGGCGCAGUUUGCCCUAUCGCCGGACACUUAUGAUGUACGACAGCGCACCAUUGAGAAUAUCUGGGACAUAACCGUCUCUCUCAACAUACUCUACAAGGAGAACUGGACAAAAUUAGCCGCACUUGAAAUUGCCAAGUUUCAAGACCAAUUAAUCAAGAGACUGAACGAGGAUGUUAUGCUGCAAUUAUCACACGACGAUGUGGCUGCCGGACAUUCGAUUGCUGCUGCUGGUGGUGGUGGUGGUGGUGCUGCUGCUGGGGGUGGCACUGGUGGUUCAGCUGGUUCAGCCAACAAUCCAGCCACGGAAGCCGUGCUCCUUCACACACACUUUCAUCAUCAUCGCCUCGCCGGCGGCGUCGGCGUGGGUGGACCACCGCAUGAAUGGAAUUUCGCCAAAGCGUUUUUGUAUUCGCUGACCGUUUUGACCACAAUUGGCUAUGGCAACAUCGCACCACGUACAGCUCUGGGCAGGAUCGUGACGGUGGCAUAUGCCUUCUUCGGCAUACCUUUGACCCUUGUCUACCUGAGCAGCACGGGCAGCAUUCUGGCCAAGGUGGCGCGGGAGGUGUUCUCGAAGGCGCUGUGCUGCUGCCUGUGCUCGAACUGCGGCUACUGCUGCUACGACGAGAAGCGCAUGGCCGAGAAGGAGCGCCGCAUGAAGCGCAAGCGGCAGCAGGAGGAGCUGCGCAAGCAGCAGGCCGUCAUGCAGGAGCCGUACUACGUGCGCGACGUUUACCAUGCCACGCCCGAGAAGCAGGCGCCACCAGGCGCUGGCGCUGCGGCUACCUCAAGUGGCGGCACACCCACGGGCAUACCAGGCUUGGGCAUGCCCACAGCAGCGGCCACGGGCGGCGCCGACAUCGACUCGCUGAGCGCCAGCGAGUCGCGCGGCUCGAUGCACGGCCUGAGCAUAUUGGCGCCCAUCUUGCUCUGCUUCUCCAUGAUGAUCAUCUACAUAGUGUUUGGGGCCGCCGUGCUGUACCGCCUGGAGAACUGGCCAAUUGUCGACGGCAUCUAUUUCUGCUUCAUGAGCCUCUCGACCAUCGGCUUCGGCGACAUGCUGCCUGGGCUGCGGCGCGACUCGAAUGCCACCACCUGGUUCUGCUCGGUGUACAUCAUGUCCGGCAUGACGCUGACCGCCAUGUGCUUCAAUGUCAUCCACGAGGAGAUCGUCCAUCGCAUACGCAUUGUGGUCGAGUUCAAGAAGGCGGGUGCCGCGACCGCUGUCGGCGCCGGCGGCUCCAUGUUGGAUGUGUCGCACGAGGAUGGCAAUCAAUACUAUAUGCCCGCGUCCUGACACUAUGAGAAGCGUGGCCAUCUCUAUCAGCGCAAUCCCACCGAGGAGACACUGGUGACAGACACGCCCACUUCGCUGGUGCUGAAGGACUAUGUGAACCAUGAGCUGGUGCCCAUACUGACCAUGGAUCCGAACGGCUCGCGCCUGGGCCUGGCCCAGCCGGCGCCCGUCUAUGCCAACGCCUCGGAAAACACGCUCAGCAGUCCGCUGCUCGACGGACUCACAGCUGGCCAGGCGCAGAUCAAGCCCGGCGUCUACACGCUGGCCGAGGAAACGGAGCUCGAGCUGCAGGCCGUCCACACGGACACGCAAGUGGAACGCGUCUAGAGCCCCAGCCCCAACGGCAGUAGGUCGUUAGCGUUUAGGCUUAGUUCUUAGUCCUUAGCCAAGUCAGUUUAACGUGUACAAUUACCAAAACUAAUUUUUUUUUUGUGUGUGUGUGGGCCAUGCCCGGAUAAAUAACGAAAAACGAAAUGCCUAGCCCUAAGUUUGACUAUCAUUGUAUAUACGAAGGAUAUAUAGAGAAAGAGCAGGACAGAG